UCGUGCCGACAUUAUCCUGCCAACUAUCCUGCUUGACUUGACAAUGUAUGUGCCUAAAGUUCUUACUGGAGACUCUUUCAGGAUAUAUUUAUAUUGCACGAUCAACUGAUGUCCUGUAAACUCAGGGGGACAUUGGCUGGAGAAAGCCACCAUGGCUUGCUUACAUGGACCACGACUACUGAAUUUGGAGAAAACCCCUCCUCAUCUUCAGUUCAAUGACUUGAUCCUGACGGGCUACCGGCCAAUUUCAACCUUUCAGGGGUGCAUCAGAAGCUUGUUCUACUUGCACAAUGAAUUUGGUAACAUUUAUACCCAUGGAAUCCCAUUCUUCUGUUUCCUUGUGCUGCUGCCACUUAACAUCCCCUGGUCCGAGGUGGAGCAAACAUGGAUGUGUGUGUUUCACUACCUUGCCUGCCUGUCCCCCACCGUGGGCUCAGUGCUUUACCACACCUUCAUGAACCAUGAGGGCGGGGAGCCCAUCUACGACACACUCCUUUCCCUUGACAUGGUCGGAGUCUGCCUGGUCAACACCUUGGGAUGCCUGCCCAUCAUCUAUAUCACCCUGAUGUGCUACCCUGUCACUUGCAUCCUGGCCCUCCUGACCUACAGCCUAAUCUCAGCCUGGGGCAUCCUCUGUGCCACCACAGCGCGUAGCAACUAUGGGCGCCUUCGUGCUUUCAUCUGGCAGGCACUCUUCCGUGUGCUCCUCUUCCUAUUCCGUUGGCUGGGCGACGGUGUAGGCAACCCAGCUUCGCUGCGCCUCUUCUUCACCAUGGACAUGCUGGCAAUCAUGGGUGGCCUGGUGAACCUUAGCCGGGUGCCCGAGCGUUUUAGCCCAGGCCUCUUCGACUACUGGUGCAACAGCCACCAGAUAAUGCAUGUGCUGGUGAUCUGCUCCAUUAUCUACAUGCACUGGGGGAUGCUGGAGGAUUUAGCCUGGAUUAAGACGUUCCAGUGUCCGGUGUUGGAGUGAGGGACAGAGAACAAAUAGGGCUGGGGCGUAGGAUUUGAGGGGUGGGGAGGAGUGACCAUAAAAAUAGAAUGUCCAGAAUGGACAGCCCCAUUCAAGUCUAUGUUCGGUGAUGGGUGGACUGGCAGCCAUAUUGAAUGUACUUACCGAUAAGUACACAUGAACAUUUCUGUGGUCUGAGGGGCUUUGAACCUUCUCGUAAAUUAUAUUUCAAUGGGUGACGAGAGAGUGAAAUUAAUGUUUUAACAUGCACUUCAGGACAAGCUGCUGAAAUUACUGUAUAAGGAUUACGAUUGAUUCACUGUCCAUUUUGAAAUAUUCACCCCCAUACAGCAGAAGAAUGUAGGGAUAAGAAUCGAUUGGUGCUAUUAAUGGUGGACGUCAGGGAAUUGUUGUUUUGCUUUUGAACCCAAAUUUCAGUGUUAUUACUUUGCAAUGAGAUGGACACACAUCUACACGAUUCUGUAUCAGUUAAAAUGCAGUAGGCCUUUGCCUCCAGUGACCAACAUAAAUGUUUUCAAUGAAAAG
Oncorhynchus keta (chum salmon) is the source of this 1498-nucleotide messenger RNA. RefSeq names its product progestin and adipoQ receptor family member IVb (gene paqr4b). The transcript is spliced from 3 exons. Gene Ontology annotation, molecular function: signaling receptor activity. The record is from RefSeq and is a predicted model, not a curated record. Gene Ontology annotation, cellular component: membrane. Bases 152 to 973 code for a protein of 273 amino acids. Lineage: Eukaryota; Metazoa; Chordata; Actinopteri; Salmoniformes; Salmonidae.